CGGUACGGUGAAAGCGGGGUGAGCUGAUCCCAGCCCGCCUGUUCCUCUGGCCGCUGCUCGGGAGCGGGCUGGCUGUAAGACCCAGCGGGACCCCCGUUACUCCCCGCAGGGAGGCGCUGCCGCCGCCGGGACGCUCGGAGAAGAGAGAGAGAGAAAGAGAGAGAAAAAAACAGAGACAUUAUUUAGAAAAAAAAAAAAGGAUGCCGAGUAAAAAAAAGAAAUAUAACGCCAGGUUCCCCCCGGCUCGUAUAAAGAAGAUCAUGCAGACGGAUGAAGAGAUUGGGAAAGUGGCGGCGGCAGUGCCUGUCAUUAUCUCUCGGGCCCUUGAACUGUUCCUAGAAUCCCUCCUGACCAAGGCGUGCCAAGUGACGCAAUCCCGAAACGCCAAAACGAUGACCUCGUCACAUCUAAAGCAGUGUAUUGAGCUGGAGCAGCAGUUUGACUUCCUGAAGGACCUGGUAGCGGCUGUGCCCGACAUGCAGGGAGACGGCGAGGACCCCCCCGCGGAGAGGGGGGAGAGGGGGGCGCGCAGAGGGAGAAAGCCGGGAUCCGGUCGGAAAAAUGGAGGCGCGGGAAUGAAAGGGAAAGACAAGAAGCAGUCAGGGACCGAGUCCGAGCAAGAGGAUGACUCUGAAGACAGUGAGACGGAAGGAGAGGAGGAGGAGGAGGAGGAGGAGAUGGUUUCUCAGCCCAGCAGCACGAACCCCCACCCAGCAGCCAGGUUUCAGAGCUCCGCGGCGCCGCCCUACCUGCAGAUGGGCUCCAUGCAGGCGGUGCUGGGGGUGCCGGUGACCACGCCCCCAGCCCCGCCCCCGGCCCCGCCCCCCAGGCACCACGAGGGCAGCGAUGAUGAGGACUAUGACUCCUAGCGUCCUGCUUUUAAUUUUUACUUUUAGUUUUAAGUUUUACUGCAUUGUGUGUGCGUGUGCGUGUACAGGGGGGGGAGGACUAUACAAAAUGCAGCUCUUUGUAAGACACAACAGCAAGGAAAGGUUGCAUAUUCAGACUUUAUUAACUUUUUAUGAACUUUGUGUUUUUGUUUUUUUGUUUUUUUUUAAAUCCUCUGUCUUUUAAAAGCACAAGGAAUAUCGUGGUUAUUUAUAGAAUAUUUUAUAUGUUUGUUUUAUCUUACUUGAUCGAAAACUGUCCUGGUGUCUUCAUCAGUGCUAUCCUACCUGACUGACUUCUUUUGUUCCCACUCGGUACACACUGUGCUUGCCUUUAUCUUUUUAACGCAGAAAAAAAAAAACUUUUUGUCGUCCCAAAAACCAGACAAGUUGUUUCGUAUCGCCUUAGUUCAGCCGUAUUUUUUAAAGGAGACUGACUAAAAUGUCUUUACAGCAGAAUAUCGAUUUUUUUUUUUUGUAUGGUAUAUUCCUGAUCAGAGUCGUUAGUAGAUUAAGGGUUGCUGCAAUGUCUGUGCAAGAACGUGGGCUCGAACCCGCAUCUUGGGUGGCUCGGUGGUUUCGUGCGCCAUUCCACCCUGGUUUAAGUGUCAUAGGAUGCCUGUUUUAAACUCGUUUGAUUCGAUGGAAGCUCUAGCUAUGGCCGUUAUUGCUGUAGAUGCACGUUAUCAAUGACUAACAGCAGAGUUGGGUGAGACUGACCGCAUCGCCACUCCCUAGCACACAGGAAUUACAGAAUGGAAACUUGCAGGGUUUUUUUUUUUUCUAGUGUACUGUUCUGUUGCCAUUUCAGGCGCCCAGAACGUCUCCCUUCUCAGUCUCUCAGGCGUUCGUUUUGAAGCAAAUGAGAAGCGAACUCAUUUUAUACACUUGCAUUUUUCCUCCGCGGUGUAGCGGGAGGACGUGACGUUCAUAAGAGAGACGAGUUCUCUCAGACUCGUGACAUUUAGAUAGUAAGAGUUUGUAAUGAAUUUAAGUUGUACAUUUUAGAGAUCUCUCUCUCUCUCUCUCUUCAACUGUACUAAGAUAAUGUCCACGUUGUUCAAACUCUUUCCUUCUCCUAAACAUUUUGACAAAAGAAAAUACAACCGCUUAACUGAAUAAGUUGGCCUAAAUAUAUUUGUAAUGAGAGACCGGGUAAAAUCGAUGACUCCCAGACAAACAAUAUCUAAUGCUUUUAUGUAGGAUCAUGGUAGAGGGUGAGGGAAAUGUACCAACUGGUACAUUUUGAUUUCUGCCACUGGUGUAAAGAUAUUUAACAACCUGUUAUCUACAGAACACAAUAAAUACAAAAAUAUUAUUGACAAAUUCAUUUUUUUCCAAAAUCUUUUGAAGCUGCAGUGCUGCUUGGUUCCUGUGAGUGGCGCUGCAGUAAAGCAACACAAACAAACAUUCUUAAGCAGCAGCAGCACCAUCUGUUGGAGCUCAGCGGUAUUGCACUGUCCGUUUUUAUUUUUUGAAAUGCGUUAUAUUUGACUUUACAGUCUUUUUGCAGGUCUAAAACUGUUAUAAAGUUUAACAACGAAACUAAUAAAACAAGAUUUUUAUUUUUAGAGGCCGUUGAUUCACUCUGCUUUAGCCCUGGCCCUUUGUACAGCUGACGUUUUAACUGAGGGAGUGUCUGUUAUUUUGUUUCAAGUCAGUGGUUUUGUCUCGUAUUGCUGCUUUUCUUUCAUUUCCCUUUAAAAAAAAAAAAAAAAAAAAAAAAAAAAAAGCGUGUCUGUUUUCAGAAGAUGCUAGAUAGUUGUUUUUUUUUUUUUUUUUUGUAUUUCCUCCAUCAUUGUGCAAACUCAAACAAUCUUACAUAUCCAAAAAACGUAUUCCAGUAUUAUUUUUUAAAGUUAUGCAUUUUAGUGUUGGCUUGGCAAAGUCCUUUUUGCUAAACAGGAUUGGCUGUUUUUUUUGGAUCUUUGAAGAAAAGAGUAAUAAAAAAAAAUCAGAUUUUGUUGUUUCAACACAGUGCUGUAUUCAUUUUUUGAUUAAAUUUUUACCUGGCAUCCGUUUAUAGACUUGGCAGUAGGUGGUUAUCAUUGUGUGUCUGUGUGCACAACAUAAUUUAGCACUGAUCAGGAACAGUAAAUCUGGUGCUGUGGAUAAAACUUACAUAUACUGUGAAAAAACAGUUUUAAGGUCGGAAUUAAAUCAUAAUACUGCUAUUGUAGCACUGUAAUGCUUUAAAGCUGUAAUGGAGCUGUAAUUUUGAUUUAAUUGAGCCUUGGUAGAGUUUCUUCCCCCCAGUCCUUCAGUGGAAUAAAACAGAGCUCCGAAGUAGCAUCUUUUUAAACGUUUGUGUCUAAAGCUGAGGGAACACGAAACCUGUUUGUGGCUUGGAACUCAGGAGAGCAGGUUUCAGGCCUCUGCAUGGAGACUUGAGGGGGUGGGGGGGUGUGAUACAGCAACCUCAAACUAGGUCUCCUGGAACCAGGUUUCAAGCUGCUGUUCCUGGAACCGUGUUCCCUCAGCUUAAGUUAUUACAGUGUACGCUUGCUGGUAAUUCCAUUGUAACUACACAACCGUUUGUGUUAUUACACUUUGGCCUUGUUAAAUCUGGCCUUUUUUUUAUUACAAAUAAGGACCCCCCCCUCCCCAGGGAUUGUUUGAAAAGGGUUUUUAUUUGUACUUCUGUUUUUAAAUGACAGACUUGUACAAUGUUAGUUUCUCUUGUUCAGGUUCUGAGAGCAGUCCGUUCCCCCCUCUGUUCGUUGUUUUAUUUUGUUAUUUUGUUAAUGUAUACAGUGAUCGUGGUUAUUAUCUGACUGGUUUGUUCUGGACCAUGUUGUGUGUCAUCUCUAGAGAGAGAGAGAGAGAGAGAGAGCGCUGUACGGGACUUUUAACAUUUCUUUUUAUUUUGUAUGAGUGAAAUAAAGUUCGGAUUUCAAUAUAAAAACACUUUUUUGUCUCCCUGUUUUUAUUAUUUAUCUGGAAUCAAACCCUUAAUUCUUCUUGUGCAAUUUAUCAGUCUAUCUAGAUGUUCUGUAGAUUGUUUAUUGAUCAGCCUAAAUCAGUCUCUAUCUUCUCUAUUGAUUUUUAUUACUUUGCACUUCAUGAUCAGUAUCAUUUAUCAAUCUCUGAUAAUUUUAUGUGUGUCAAUCCAUAUAAUCUUAAUUUAUUAUCUACUGUAUAUAUUAUCAAUCUGUAUACUGAAGCCAUCAACAAACAAACAAACAAACAAACAAUGAUUUCUCUAAGAUCUGAUAUGUACUUGGGUAAAUGAACUAAUUUAUUUUUCUAAAACUCCAGCCUUUUUUUUCUAUAUUAAACUUUCUCAACUUCA
Molecule: messenger RNA, 4179 nt
Organism: Polyodon spathula (Mississippi paddlefish)
Lineage: Eukaryota; Metazoa; Chordata; Actinopteri; Acipenseriformes; Polyodontidae
Gene: drap1
Product: DR1-associated protein 1 (negative cofactor 2 alpha)
Exons: 7
Coding region: 201-869 (222 amino acids)
Biological process (GO): transcription by RNA polymerase II; positive regulation of transcription by RNA polymerase II; negative regulation of transcription by RNA polymerase II
Cellular component (GO): negative cofactor 2 complex; nucleus
Molecular function (GO): transcription corepressor activity; RNA polymerase II general transcription initiation factor activity; transcription coactivator activity
Source: RefSeq, a predicted model, not a curated record